Molecule: messenger RNA, 1919 nt
Organism: Melanotaenia boesemani (Boeseman's rainbowfish)
Lineage: Eukaryota; Metazoa; Chordata; Actinopteri; Atheriniformes; Melanotaeniidae
Gene: acp7
Product: acid phosphatase 7, tartrate resistant (putative)
Exons: 15
Coding region: 290-1606 (438 amino acids)
Molecular function (GO): metal ion binding; acid phosphatase activity
Source: RefSeq, a predicted model, not a curated record
UUUUGGGCAUUGUUAUUCUUUUCGGCAUAAUGACGCAGUUCAGAAGCUCCAGCUGAACAACAGUAGUUGAAGUUUAUCAUGUAUUUUUUUUCCGAAAAUAAGCGCUUAAGCAUUUGGAAACAACAAUUCACUCUGUGCUAUUAAAAUUUUCAUCAUAUGAGCUGUCUGCAAGUAAACUGAUGAGGACUUCCUCAUCAGAGACUGAAAAUCAGUCUGCAAAUUGUGCUACUGUUACUCAGCACUGUGUAAGCUGCUCUUGAGGCAUUCAUACCAACAGACCCAUGUUAAAAUGGUGCCUGUCUAUGCUGCCUGCACCUUGUUAGGCUUUGCACCCCUGGUUUUUGGUGUCCCUCCUAUUUGGACUCAGCCGGAGCAGGUGCAUCUCUCAUAUGGAGGAGUACCAGGCUCCAUGGUGGUAACCUGGACUACCUUCAAUAAGUCAGAGAGCAGUGUGGAGUAUGGUCUUCUUGGUGGUCGACUCUUUGAGAUGAGCACCAAAGGGGAUGCCACUCUGUUUGUGGACUCAGGAGAGGAGAAGAGGGAGAUGUUCAUCCACAGAGUGACCCUCACAGACCUCAAACCUGCUGCUACAUAUGUCUACCACUGUGGUAGUGACGAAGGCUGGAGUGAUGUGUUUUCUUUCACUGCUCUGAACGACAGCUCUAAUUUCAGCCCCAGGUUUGCUCUGUAUGGUGAUCUGGGCAACGAAAACCCUCAGUCUUUGGCUCGACUGCAAAAGGAGACUCAGCUUGGCAUGUAUGAUGUCAUCUUGCACAUAGGGGACUUUGCCUACGAUAUGCAUGAGGACAAUGCCAGGAUUGGGGAUGAAUUCAUGAGGCAGAUCCAGUCCAUAGCUGCCUACGUGCCCUACAUGACCUGUCCAGGCAACCAUGAAGCCACAUACAACUUCUCCAACUACAGGAAUCGCUUCAGCAUGCCAGGCCAGACUGAGAGCCUGUGGUACAGCUGGAACCUGGGGUCAGCACACAUCAUCUCCCUCUCCACAGAGGUUUACUUCUAUCUCGACUAUGGCCUGGAGCUGCUCUUCAAGCAAUAUGAGUGGCUGAAGAAAGACCUAGAGGAGGCCAACAAGCCUGAGAACAGGGCAGUGCGUCCAUGGAUCAUCACCAUGGGGCACAGACCUAUGUACUGCUCUGAUGAUGACCAGGAUGACUGUACUAACUUUGACUCAUAUGUUCGACUGGGACGGAAUGACACCAAACCACCAGCUCCUGGUCUAGAGGAUCUACUUUAUCUCUAUGGAGUAGAUGUGGAGUUGUGGGCACAUGAGCACACAUAUGAGAGACUUUGGCCUGUCUACGGUGACAAGGUGUACAAUGGGAGCAAAGAACAGCCGUAUGUAAACCCCAAGGCUCCAGUACACAUUAUCACAGGCUCUGCUGGCUGUAGAGAGAAGACUGACAGGUUCAAUCCAAACCCCAAAGAGUGGAGUGCUUUUCGCAGCACAGACUACGGCUACAGUCGCAUGCACGUGGUUAACGCCACCCACCUCUACUUGGAACAGGUCUCAGAUGACCAGUAUGGCAAAGUGAUUGACAGCAUAUGGGUGGUGAAGGAAAAACACGGCCAUUCUGCCUGGCUAUGAAGACUGUCGUCUUUAAAAAGAUACUCUACCCACAAUAUUAACUUUGCUUUCACACAAUCAGAGUUCUUUUGCUGCAUCACUGCAGUUGUGCGAUGAAAAUGAUUAUUAUUCCUGGUAAUUUGAAUUUUCUAAUUAAACAUUAGUAAAUUUUUGUAAUUUCAGUCAUUUCCACUAUGCCUCAUCAACUCCAAGACCACCAUAUGAUGAUCUGCUGUAAAUGUAUAUAAUGUAUGUAUGAUGUGAUUUACUUAAUGUUUUUCUUGUUUCACUUCAGAUUAAAAGCACAUUUGAAUAAAUUCAUUUUUGGAUUUGC